AUGUCAUCUUUGCGCAAUUCGACGCACCGUCGCAACCACAAAGAGCGUUCCCAGCUCACGCACCGCGCAAAAUUUGGCAUACUCGAAAAGCACAAGGACUAUGUGCUACGUGCGCGGGACUACCACUCCAAGAAGGACAGGAUCACUCGCCUGCGCCAGAGGGCAGCGGAACGCAACAAGGAUGAGUUUUACUUUGCGAUGAACAGACAGCAGACGAGGGGGGGCGUGCAUAUGCAGAGUAGAGGGAAUGAGGCGCUCCCAGUGGAUAUUGUGAAGGUGUUGAAAUCACAGGAUGAGAAUUAUCUGCGGACGAUGCGGACGGCAGGGCUGAAGAAAAUUGAGAAGCUCAAGAACCAGCUGACUGCCCUUGCGGACUUGCUCAAGCGGAACCCUACCGCCGAAGAGGAGGGAGACGCUGAGGACCUGAAUGAGGAGGAGCUUGGGGCCUUGAGGGAAGCAGGAAUUCUUGCGGCACCAUCUGGAAAGCGACGGAAGUCGACCGGAGGCACUAGGAAGAAUCAUAUUCUCUUUGCGGAGAGCGCGGAGGAGGCUCGAGAAUAUGCUUCUGCGCCUCACAAGCAACAACAGAAAGAGGAUGACGUCCACAUGGAUGACGCCUCAGAGGAUGUAGACCUCGGAUGGAAAGCUCCUCAAGAGGAUGUCGCGAGCAAGAAGAAGCGCAGAAAAUCUGUAGCGAAGGACGCCAAGGCAGAUGAGGUCGCAGAGGAAGAGCGCAGGCAGGCUGCGGCAGAGCACCGAACACGAUUACUCAAGGAGCUCUCAGCACGUCUGUUCCGAGACCGGCAGUUGCGAUACGCGGAGAGGGAGCUCGAGAUGCAGAAGCUUAUUAUGGGGAAGGGAACGGCGCGGAAGCUCCGGGGAGUCGAGCAGGUCGAGGAUGAUGAUGACGACGACGAUGCGGACGACGACGACAUGAGUGAGCGACGGCCCAAGAAGGUAGACGAGAAGACGUGGAAGCCGAGGGUGUACAAGUGGAGGGUUGAGCGCAAGAAGUGA
Messenger RNA from Rhodofomes roseus, 1017 nucleotides. Its product is annotated as small-subunit processome. The transcript is spliced from 5 exons. Gene Ontology annotation, biological process: rRNA processing. The coding region runs from base 1 to 1017 and encodes 338 amino acids. NCBI's taxonomy places the organism in Eukaryota, Fungi, Basidiomycota, Agaricomycetes, Polyporales, Fomitopsidaceae. Gene Ontology annotation, cellular component: nucleolus; small-subunit processome. The record is from RefSeq and is a predicted model, not a curated record.